UUGGUCGGAACAAGUUAUGAUUAGCUAUUGUUGUUGACCAAUAGAAAAUAAUUAUCAUUUUGAUUAUCAGUAACAAUUAUUCCGGCGAAAUUUAAUCGUUAUAAAUAGAGAAAGGAAGAAAGUUAACGUGGCAGCUAAGGAAAUAAUGAUGAAGCUAUAACAAAGGCGAGACGUGAGCUAAUUGAAAUUAUAUUUUCGAAAAAAUUGAGAGAAAACGAAGAAAAGAAGAAGAAGAUGUCGUGGCAAACUUACGUUGAUGAGCAUUUGAUGUGUGAUGUCGGAGACGGCCAAGGUCAUCACCUUACUGCCGCCGCAAUCGUUGGUCAUGACGGUAGCGUUUGGGCACAGAGCGCUAACUUCCCUCAGUUCAAGGCACAAGAGUUCACUGGUAUAAUGAAAGAUUUUGAUGAACCGGGUCACUUAGCUCCCACAGGGUUAUUUUUAGCUGGAGCCAAGUACAUGGUCAUCCAAGGUGAGCCUGGCGCUGUAAUCCGUGGCAAGAAGGGAGCAGGAGGCAUAACCAUAAAGAAAACAGGACAAUCAUGUGUGUUUGGUAUCUAUGAAGAGCCCGUAACACCAGGACAGUGCAACAUGGUCGUCGAGAGGUUGGGUGAUUACCUCCUCGAACAGGAUCUCUAGGCCUCCAUCUCAUCAACCCUUCUAGAAGAUUCCAACUUCCACAUUAUUUUCUUCUACAAACUAAUAUAUUUGAUUUGGUUUCUGGAUUUUCUCUAAGAAGCUGGAGGCUUAUUAAUUAUGUUUAUUUAAAGAAUAUUGUUUUCCUCUUUCUUUUUCUUGGUUUCAUACGAUUCAAUUUUUCGUAAACAAUGUUUAAUUAAUUUGCUAUUUGUUAUUCUUUUUUUUUUUGCUUAAAACCUAUUUGUUAUUCUCUCUUGCUUUUAGGCGAUUUGCAUUGGUCUAUCACAUCAGUGUUUAACUAAA
Messenger RNA from Raphanus sativus (radish), 942 nucleotides. Its product is annotated as profilin-4. Gene Ontology annotation, molecular function: actin monomer binding. NCBI's taxonomy places the organism in Eukaryota, Viridiplantae, Streptophyta, Magnoliopsida, Brassicales, Brassicaceae. Bases 235 to 639 code for a protein of 134 amino acids. The record is from RefSeq and is a predicted model, not a curated record. The transcript has 4 exons. Gene Ontology annotation, cellular component: cell cortex.